GCCAAGACGUGUGGUGGAUUUCUCUCUCCCUUGUGUGUUUAUGGGUGGUUUGUACUCAACAAGUGGCUGAUGGAUUUAAUGCACUUGGAUAGCGUCUCCACAUUGGGCUCAUUUCCACAGUGGCUCACAGGCCUUUGUGUCUUCUGCUCGUAGGAUUUAUGGCUCUGAUGAAAAAGGACUUUCUUUAACAGGUUCACCUCUUCCAGCUGUCAUUCUACAUUGACGGCGCCCUGUGAGAAAUAACUCAGGCUGUGCCUCAGCUCUCCUCAGACACUUUUCCUUGACAUCCAAAUGCUGUGCAUCGAACAUCGUGCCAGCCACCCUCUGUGAGUUAUGCCGACGGUUGCUUCACUGACUCAGGAAAGAGGCUCCUCCUCCACCCACCACAGUGCAAAUCACAUGAUGUAAAGUACAAAGGUCCUAAAAGUCUGCUCUUCAAGGAGUCUGCCAGCAGGAUAUGAGUAUUUUGAGCCCUGUGACAGAUAACAAAUCAAACCUUGUGGGAAUUGUGGGAGCCCCAGAAGAAUACUCCAGAGCCAUGCAGUCAGAAGAGCUAUUUAGCCGGAAGCUCAAAGCUCUGAAUGGUAGCAUGGGACCACCAACCACCAACAUGCAGGGGAAACCUGAUGGUUCAGGCAAAACAAAUGGUACUCCAGCCAUGCCUAAAAUGGGCGUCAGGGCCAGGGUGACAGAAUGGCCACCAAGGAAAGAUGGAUGGGAUGGACGGCCUUCACCCAACUACCAGAGUGUGAUACCAGUGUUUCAGAAUGGCCAGCAGGAGCAUGCUGUGGAAUUACUUGAGCAGGGUGAAGAAGUUUGUGUGGAAAUAGACUAUACAGACAAAUACACACUAAGUGACCUCCUCUGCCACUCGCCACAGAGGGGUCUUCACCCAAUCCGUCAACGCAGCAACAGUGAUGUCACCAUAAGUGACAUUGACUCCGAGGACAUAAUGGACCAGCAUGCUGUCAAUCCAAACACAGGGGCCUCACUGCACCGCGAGUAUGGCAGCACAUCCUCUAUUGACCGUCAGGGUCUGAGUGGGGAUGGCUUUUUCACCAUGCUUAGGGGCUACCGAGUGGACACCUUGGACCACCGUAGCAUACCACCUCUGGGUUUCCCUGAAUUGUUGCGCUGUGAUGCCUCCCUCUCCCCCAGCCUGCAGACAGCAGCCCAGAUUGCUAGGGGAGAGAUAGUGCACAUUCCAGGCUAUGACUACAUAGACAAUUCUCUCCUCUACACCCGGGAGCGGGAGAAGUCCUUCAUGAGGCGUCUCAAAUCGGAAUCAUCUGAAACAUCUCUGUUCAGGAAACUGCGGACCAUAAAGAGUGAGAGUGAUGCUUUGCGGCUCUCAUUAGAGGAUGACCGGCGACCACUCAGCUUCCAAAAAUGCUUUGCCCAUUAUGAUGUCCAGAGUGUUCUUUUUAACAUCAGUGAGGCGGUGGCCAGCAGAGCAAACCUCAGUCAGAGGAAGAACACAACCACUGGGGCUUCAGCUGCCUCCGCUGGAGCUAUCCCUGGGGCUAUGCCUGGACCUCUCCCUGGACCUCUCUCUGGGGCAGUCCCUGGAGCUGUUGGAGGUGGUUCCAUACUUGGGCCUGGACCAGGAUCAGGGGCAGAUUGUGGAGCAGCAGGAUGUAGCAGUGGAAAUGUCCCCAUGUUUGAGUCUCCACUAGGCAGCAGGGAGGACUUGAACCCCAAAGAGAACCUGGAUGUUGAUGACGGGGACGGGAAGAGUAGCAAUCUAGUACUGAGCUGCCCACACUUUCGCAAUGAGAUCGGUGGUGAGGGCGAGAGGAAGAUCUCUCUCUCCAGAGCCAACAGUGCCAACUACAGUACUGUGACAGAGAGCUGCUCUUUUGAAUCAUCUUUAAGUUCCCACUGCACCAAUGCAGGAGUCUCUGUCCUGGAGGUCCCACGAGAAAACCAGCCAAUCCACAGGGAGAAGGUCAAACGGUACAUCAUUGAACACAUUGACCUUGGAGCAUACUACUACCACAAGUACUUUUAUGGAAAAGAGCAUCAAAACUAUUUCGGGGUAGACGACAAUCUGGGACCUGUGGCAGUCAGCAUCCGCCGGGAGAGGUUGGAUGAUGGAAAGGAGAAAGAGGGAAUGCAAUUCAACCAUCGGGUCACCUUCAGAACCAGUCAGCUGACCACACUUCGUGGAGCAAUCUUGGAGGAUGCCAUUCCAUCCACGGCGAGACACGGGACGGCCCGUGGCCUGCCGCUGAAAGAAGUGCUCGAGUACGUAAUUCCUGAGCUUAACAUCCAGUGUCUGAGGCUGGCCCUCAACUCCCCGAAGGUCCCGGAACAGCUCCUGAAGCUGGACGAGCAGGGGCUAAGCUUCCAGCACAAGGUGGGGGUGCUCUACUGCAAGGCGGGCCAGAGCACAGAGGAGGAGAUGUACAACAACGAGAGCGCAGGCCCGGCGCUCGAGGAGUUCUUGGAUCUGCUCGGCCAGAGGGUGCGGCUCAAGGGCUUCACCAAGUACAGGGCUCAGCUGGAUAACAAGACCGACUCCACGGGCACACACUCUCUCUACACCACCUAUAAGGACUAUGAGCUGAUGUUUCACGUGUCCACCAUGCUCCCCUACACACCCAACAACAGACAGCAGUUAUUAAGGAAGAGGCACAUUGGCAAUGAUAUCGUCACCAUAGUGUUUCAGGAGCCCGGGGCCCUUCCUUUUACUCCAAAAAACAUCCGCUCCCAUUUCCAACAUGUGUUUGUCAUCGUCAAAGUCCACAACCCCUGCACCGAUAACGUCUGCUACAGUGUCGCUGUGUCCAGGUCGAAAGACGUGCCUCCUUUUGGACCCCCUAUUCCCAAGUCUGUAACGUUCCCUAAAUCAGCAGUUUUCAGGGACUUCCUGCUUGCCAAGGUCAUCAACGGAGAAAAUGCCGCACACAAGUCAGAGAAGUUCCGAGCCAUGGCUACUCGUACACGGCAAGAGUACCUGAAGGACUUGGCGGAGAACUUUGUUAGCACUGCCACUAUUGACUCUGCUGUCAAAUUCAGCUUCAUCACCCUCGGAGCCAAGAAGAAGGAGAAGGUGAAACCGAGGAAGGACGCACAUCUGCUCAGCGUGGGGGCCAUCACCUGGAGUGUCCGCACCCGGGACUUCGGCCAAUCGAUGGACGUGGACUGCUUGCUAGGCAUAUCCAACGAGUUCAUCGUCCUAAUUGAGGAGGAAUCGAGAAACGUUGUCUUCAACUGCUCUUGUCGCGACGUCAUUGGAUGGACCUCAGGGAUUAUGAGCAUUAAGAUCUUCUAUGAGCGUGGGGAGUGUAUCAUGCUGUCUGCCCAUGACAACUGCGGAGAAGACAUCAGGGAGAUGGUGCAAAGACUAGAGAUCACCACCAGAGGCUGUGAGACAUCAGAUAUAACUUUGCGUCGGAACAGCCUCGGCCAGCUUGGUUUCCACGUCAACUUUGAGGGCAUUGUGGCCGACGUGGAGCCCUUUGGCUUCGCCUGGAAGGCAGGGCUGAGGCAGGGCAGCCGACUGGUGGAGAUCUGCAAGGUAGCCGUCGCUACUCUCACUCAUGAGCAAAUGAUUGACCUGCUGCGCACCUCCAUCACUGUCAAGGUGGUCAUUAUCCAGCCUCAUGAAGACGGAACCCCGCGAAGGGGCUGCUCCGAGCUCUACCGCAUACCGAUGGUGGAGUAUAAGGUCGACAGCGAGGGGACACCCUGCGAGUACAAGACCCCCUUCAGAAGAAACACCACCUGGCAUCGCGUGCCCACGACUGCUGGUCCGGCGCUGUCCCGAGGCUCGCCAACGCAGGGCCCCGAUCGCCUGCAGUGCCAGCAGAUCCUUCAGCAGCACCAGGCAGCGAUCCCGCGAAGCACCUCCUUUGAUAGGAAGCUGCCAGACGGGUCCAGGACAAUGCAGGAUAUUGAAAAUCCCCAGGUCACCUCAUGCAACAAGGGGGACCAGCACUACCGCAGCUCCCCCAGUAACCAGUCCUCCUCCAGUGAUCCGGGACCCUGCGGCAGCGGCACCUGGUCCCAGCAGCCUGGAUACGACGGGUGUCCCUCCCCUAUUCUUCAUGAACGUGCAGGGGACAUCCAGGGGGGAGAGGGGGAGAUCCACAGGGAGAGAGAGCCUACUCUGGAAAGGACCAGAUCUGCAGAGGCCAAAUGGCACAUCCCCUCCACCAAGAUCCUGAACCCUCUGAAGCAAAGAGAAGGAGGAAAGGACUCACCCAACAAGCUGUCCAGGACGGGCGAUAAAAACUCCAGCCACUCGAGUAGCAACACUCUGUCAAGCAACGCCUCCAGCAACAGCGAUGAUAAGCACUUUGGCUCCGGAGACUUGAUGGACCCGGAGAUGCUCGGCCUCACGUACAUCAAAGGGGCGUCCACAGACAGCGGCAUAGACACUAAUCCCUGCGUGGCCCCCGGGGCCCGGGUGUUGCUGCAGUGCAGGAUGGGGGAGCAGGGACACCCCUGGGUGUCAGAGCACCACGAGGAUGGGGCGUCAGAGGAGGAUCACGGGAAACUGUACUUACCACAGGGAUACGCUUCUGCUAUUAUGUCAAGUCACGCAACGGAGGGCAGCAUCGGAGACCUGAGCGAGAUCUCAUCCCAUUCAAGUGGCUCACACCACUCUGGCAGUCCCCUCGCCCGUGGGGCCAGAUACUGUAUGUCCGCUGACUCCUCCAAGGUGUACACCAUCCCCCAGACCAGCAGCUCAGGGCCAGAGCCAGAGCCAGAGCCGGGGCCCAGCUCAGAGGCCUGUGGACAGACCCGGCCCGAGCUUGGCUGCAAUUUGCUGGUGGGGGUGAAGACGACUGGUGGUGAUGAUGAGGGUGAUGAUGGAGACCGCAGCACUGAGGGACCUCCCAACAUUUCAGAGUGUGGGCAGCUGUACGCUCAGGAGGCUGCCUGCCGGCUCCAGGAUGCAGAGCGGGAUGGAAAAUCGCUGCAGAGACUUUCAAAAGAAGAAUACCUUAAAAUGAUGCUGCCAGACAGCCCCCCGGGAGAUGACAGGAGUCGGAAGGUGUCAGCGAUCGGCAGUUUAUCACCGAGGCGCUCCCUGUACCGGACGCUGUCGGACGAAAGUGUGUGCAGCAACCGCAAGGGUUCGUCCUAUGCCAGCUCGCACAGCUCCAUGCUGGACCAAGCCAUGCCCAAUGACAUCCUAUUCAGCACCACCCCACCUUACCACAGUACACUGCCUCCCCGCAUGAUCCACAACCAGGGAGCAUCCAACCUCAGACAUGAGUUUUGGUUCUCUGAUGGCUCCUUGGCGGACAGGUCCAAGUUCAGCGACCCGGGCCUCAUGCCCCUCCCAGACACCGCCUCGGGCCUGGACUGGUCCCACCUGGUUGAUGCAGCACGAGCCUUCGAAGAUCAGCGCGUGGCGUCCUUCUGCACCAUGACGGACAUGCAGCGCGCAGAGGCUUUGCAGAUCUCAAGAGAACUGACCAGACGUGUGGUGGAGGCGGAGGGAGCUGCACUGGAAGCAGACGGCUCCCCCUCUACGCUAACCGGCAAAGUCAACCAGUUGGAGGUGAUCCUCCGGCAGCUGCAGCAUGACCUCAGAAAGGAGAAAGAGGACAAGGCGAUGUUGCAGGAGGAGGUGCAACACCUGAGACAGGAUAACAUGCGGCUGCAGGAGGAGAGCUUGACGGCGGCGGCUCAGCUCAGGAAGUUCACAGAGUGGUUCUUUCACUCCAUCGACAAGAAACCCUGAGAGGGAUGGAGAGAGAGAGAGAGAGAUAGAGAGAGAGAGACCUGCAGAAAGAGAACAAGAGAGAGCAAGAUGGCCUUCACUCCCACUCAACUCCUACUUAAGACUCCCAGAUGAUCCACAGGCAAACAAACUUUAAAACAAACCUUUACAGGCCCCUAGAGAAAUUAAGACUCUUUAAAAUAAAUGGCUUUAGGAGACUGUCGUGCAGCCGUGUGUGGAGUGACUUGAAACCCUGAUCUGAACCUUUAGCUUUGGGAUCGUCCUCUUGUCUGCUGUGCGGGGCUGUUUCUUGCGUUAACGGUUUCUCUGUGCUGGCAAAUAGGACUCUCGGGAAGCGUCCUCAUAUCCGGUGCUGGAAGGAGGAAUAGAGAACGGCGAACCCCAAGGGGCCCCCCAGCCCGAGUCCCCGAGAUCUUCUUACAGUAGUGGAAUGUAAAGCUCAUUUACUGUAGUCAACAUAUAAUCUACCUACGUAUGUCACGUCAGUCUACUGUACUGUAUUCUCAGCUGUACUGUAUCAUACUGCGCACACUGUCACACAGCUGUUUCUGUGCCGGCCUUCAUGGACACAGGAAAAGUAGAGCGGGUGAGGAGGGGGAGGAAUGUACUGGACAUAAUGAAGUGGUACUUACUGUCUGCUUGCACCAAGAGGAAUCCACAUGAGUCGGGUCUUGAAACGUACCGUGGUUGUGGGGGGGAAACAUGAAUGUAGCUCAAAUGAGACCCUUUUAUUUUCUCUGGAAGUCACAAAAAAGUUUCAAGGUUUGAUGUUUUGCUUUUCGUUGAAUUAAUUCCACUUUUUCUUUGUCCUCAGUGUCGUAUCGUAGGGUCACACGGCAGUAAUUUUGAUGUUUCAAGGUGCUUUUCCCUACACACACAUAUACACACACGCGCGUUUGUCUGUAGUUUUUUCCAUUCACUGUCACAAUGUCCUAGCAAUAACAAAAGUGGUAGUUUCAAAACUGUGUUUUAAAAAAAAAAAAGAAGUUAGCACAAACGUGAAGAGUUCCUGUUGAGAAGCAGUUGUAUUUGACAUGUAUUUAUAAAACUGUGCCUAAAAUUCUCGGUUGUAAAUGGAUUGUUUCUCUUUGCUUUUAGUCGUCUUUUCUAAACACAAGCCUUGUCUGUGGCUCACUGAUAUAAAAUCCUGUGUGUGGAUGAUGAUGAUGUGUGUGUGUUUGCAUGUGUGUGUGUGUGUGUGUGUGUUGGGGGUUUAGUUUCACAGCAAAAUGUGUUCUUAUGCAGUGGUUUCUAGAGCAUUAGAGCAGGCGCCAGUGAACCACACUUACAAUGCCAAAUGUGUUUAUUUCUGUACAUAUCUGCCACAGAAGUGUCUUGUAUUUAACACUAUUAUUUAAGCUUAUUUAACCUAAAGUUGUUUAUUUUAUUAAAAGGUUUUUGUUUUGAGUUUUUUUUUCUGCACUAAGGAGAGAUAAAGCUCUGUGUAUGUUGUAAAGUGUGUAGCUUGCCAGGGCAAAAAAAUAUAUAUAUUUAAAUAUAUAAAUGAUGAAUUUUUUUGGAGGUUCCAACAUUUGGAUGCUGCUAGAUUACAGUUUGCUGGUUUGUAUGCUUUUAAAAAUGUCUCUCUCCAUAAACUGUCUCAUCCCUGGUGGGACACUGGUGGCUUUUUUUUUUUUGGUUCUAAUUUUUGCUUUGUUUUUUUAAAUAAAUGUAGUUGUACAAA
Messenger RNA from Paralichthys olivaceus (Japanese flounder), 7385 nucleotides. NCBI's taxonomy places the organism in Eukaryota, Metazoa, Chordata, Actinopteri, Pleuronectiformes, Paralichthyidae. The record is from RefSeq and is a predicted model, not a curated record.